This is a messenger RNA of Prunus avium (sweet cherry), 1209 nucleotides long. The record is from RefSeq and is a predicted model, not a curated record. Lineage: Eukaryota; Viridiplantae; Streptophyta; Magnoliopsida; Rosales; Rosaceae.
AUGAAUCUCACAAGCAACCAAAUUGGAGGUACAUUUGCAAAUUUGACAUUGGAAUUUUCAUAUUUCCCUAAACUACAUCUAAGUUCGAAUACGUUGGAAGGUCCAAUUCCCUCAGUUCUAUCAAAAGCCUCAUAUCUGGAUCUCUCUUAUAAUAAACUUUCAGGGUCAAUUUCGUUCUUGUGUUCAAGUGAAACUAUUCCUUUAAGCUUUCUUGACCUCUCAAACAACAAUGUUUCUCGACAAGUUCCAAAUUGCUUGACACAUUGGGAAAAUCUAGUCAUGCUUGAUUUGAGUUACAAUGCUUUGUCCGGGAAAAUUCCUACAACAAUAGGCUCCAUAUUUCGGAUUAAAACACUCAAAUUAAGAAGCAAUAAAUUUGUGGGACAAUUGCCUUCGUCGUUGAAGAAUUGCACAAGUUUAGACGUCGUUGAUGUUGGGGAUAAUAAAUUAUCCGGACCGAUACCUGAAUGGUUAGGGGUUAGCUUAAAGAAUUUGGUUAUCCUGAUGCUUUCGUCUAAUUACUUCAAUGGAAGCUUGCCCUCACAAAUAUGCCAUCUAACACACAUUCAAAGUUUGGAUUUCUCCAUGAACAUCAUCUCUGGAAGCAUACCCAAAUGCUUCAACAAUUUAACUAAUUUGGCUCAGAAAGGAAAUUCAAAUCUAACCAGCACACAUACUUAUAGUAUAAGUACUGAUAAGUAUAGCAUUAGUGAUAUGAUUUAUGAGGAUGAUGCAACCUUCAUGUGGAAAGGAAGAAUACAGACAUACAAAAGUACUUUGGGGCUUGUGAAGAGAAUUGAUCUGUCAAGCAAUAAAUUAACAGGGGAGAUUCCAAGUGAAAUCACUCAUUUUGUUGGGUUGGUUUCUUUAAACCUGUCGGGAAACCAAUUAACAGGUCAAAUCACUCCAGAGAUUGGAAACUUGCAGUCACUGGAUGCCCUUGAUUUGUCAAGAAACCAGAUAGAAGGAAGAAUUCCAACAAGCCUUUCGCAGAUCCAUCGUCUUAGUCUCUCGGGCUUGUCAUUUAACAAUUUAUCUGGCAAAAUUCCCAUCGGGACUCAGCUCCAAAGCUUUGAUACCUCUGUUUAUGCUGGAAAUCCUCAACUCUGUGGACCUCCACUUAAAAAGAUUUGUGCUGAUCAAAAUGUGCAUACAGACUUGAGCAAUCGAGAGGAUGAUAAGGAUGAGCUUAUAACACUAGGAUUUUAA